UUUGGUUUUCCCUGGCACGUCAAGAACUCCAAGACUAUAUGCUUCAAAGCUUGGUUAAUUCCGAUUAGAAAUGCAAGUCUAAUUACAAUGAAUACAGGCGGAGAUCUCCGUGUCUAGAGUUGAGCAAGCGAAGAAGUAAAAAACGUGAAAGUGAAUAUAUUUCCUCAUGACAGAAGGACGAGAGAUGCGGUCGUCGCUCAUGUGGGCUCUGUCUUCAGAGCGAGAUAGCUAGUCUUUCCUAAUCUUAUCUGUAAGCCGUUUGUUAUUCUAGCUCUAAAGAGCUACGAGUGGGAUUCCCUACAUCAGAUUAGACUUUUCUACAACUUGUUCUUAUCAUGGAGAUGUACACGGACAUCUUGCUGGUCACUGCAAACGUGGGAUCACUGUUUGACAAUGUGGGCGAGAUUGAAGGAGACUGGCUGCGAGAGUUCUUCACUACGGUCCACAUGUACAAGCCACGCUUCGUCGCCCUGCACUUUCAGGAAGUUGGUGGAAAGGACUAUAUGGUGAACAUGGGCCAUGCAGAGAACUUUUUCUGGACCAUUGAGUCUAGCUCUGAGAUGGCAGACUUCGAUAGAGUAUGUGUCUAUGUGGACAGUCAUUUCAAGGCUGUGGACAAUUUCACGGCUCUGGGAAGCAUGUAUUUCAUCCAUAAAUCACUGAAGAAUAUCCAGCAAUAUGAUUUCAAUGUGAAAGAUUUUAAAGUUGUGUCUGGCCAUAACAAGUAUGUGGGCUCGCUGGAUGGAGUGACAACCAUGGAAAAAGAGAAAUUUCCCAAGAACUUUUGGCCUGAUUUCAAGUGGUCCAGAAAGGGCUACAUGAGGACACGAUGGAUCAUUCACAACCAGGGCUUAGACCUGGUGAAUGUUCAUCUGUUUCAUGAUGCCUCCAACCUCAUAGCUUGCAACUCUAGUCCAUCGGUGUAUUCUGCAAACCGCAAGAAAGCACUCAGAUAUGUCAUCAACAGGAUAACAGAUAACACCUACAGCCCUCUCCCCUUCUUCCUGUUUGGAGAUUUCAAUUUUCGUCUUGACACACUCAGUCUAGUGCAGAACCUCUCCCUGUCGGCCGAGAUCCAGACGGUUAAAAAAGGCAGUAGCAAUGAGGUUGAAAAAAUCAUUUGUGAAGAGAAAGACAAUGACCACAAGGUCCUCCUUCAUAUAGAGACAAAGUUAUUUGCUUACUUGCACCAGGCUGUGUUCAGAGAAAACAACGGAAAAGAGCUGCUGAAGUACGAUAAGGAGAUCUCUGCAUUCCAUGACGUCAUCACAGAGGAAGAUAUCCCAUUUCCUCCGAGUUACCCAUACAGUGAAGAUUACACUAAACCUACACAGUACAUGAACACACGAUGUCCCGCAUGGUGUGACCGCAUCCUAAUGUCUCACAGUGCAAGAGACAUCAUCCAUCGGAGGGAGGAGGGAGAAGGUGAGAGUAGUGUAGUUUAUGACACACUGGGUUCCAACAUCUGCAUGGGAGACCACAAGCCUGUUUUCCUGUUUUUUCCACUAAAGACAUAUGCACAUUGACACAAUGUUGGGAAAGUCAAAGGGUUUCUUGUGUUGUUCAUUGUCUACCCAAGGGUUAUUCUUUGGACGUCUCUACUUACCAUGCAAGAACUGUACAGCAAGAAUAUACUCACUUUUAAACAUGGAGACAAUGAACAGUCGCCUACCCAACCCAGCACACAUGACCUUUGAAAUCUCCUGGCAAGCUUAAGUGGAAAUGCAACUUUUUGUCUUUUUUGCUGUCUGGUUUUCUCAUCAGAAUUUUUACCAACAACUUCAAGCAUGAUCAGCAUGACUUAAGAAAUGUCUAAAAAAUAUAAAAAUAAACAUGGAAUAAAACAAA
Messenger RNA from Danio rerio (zebrafish), 1848 nucleotides. It is a transcript of the gene inpp5l, whose product is annotated as inositol polyphosphate-5-phosphatase L. NCBI's taxonomy places the organism in Eukaryota, Metazoa, Chordata, Actinopteri, Cypriniformes, Danionidae. Gene Ontology annotation, molecular function: inositol-polyphosphate 5-phosphatase activity; phosphatase activity. The record is from RefSeq and is marked validated. Gene Ontology annotation, biological process: phosphatidylinositol dephosphorylation.